Molecule: messenger RNA, 1694 nt
Organism: Lactuca virosa
Lineage: Eukaryota; Viridiplantae; Streptophyta; Magnoliopsida; Asterales; Asteraceae
Source: the annotation of a GenBank genome assembly
CGUUUUGUUUGGUCAAUGGUGUCUUCAACACUGACAGAUCUGAUAAUCAUGAUUAACAUGCUUUAAUCUUCACUCAUCAGUUCUCGGUCACCCUUCCAACAAUGGUGAAUACGCAACGUUGGUGGCUGCGAGGAGGAGGAGGAGGCCGGAGUUAUAUAAUGAUUUUGUGGCAAAGAUGGGGGAAACGUGAAUGGGCCAUUGCCGCAGCUGGAUUUGCCAUUGUUCUUAUAGCUUUAUCUUUCAUCCUUUCAUCAGAUUCAUCCUCCCCCGAUCAAUUCUCCGGCACCACCGACACUGAUUUCGUACCGCUCGUUCUCUUAAGCAAUGCUGUUCAACGAGGCGCCUAUUGUUUAGAUGGAAGUAUUCCUGCAUAUCAUUUUCAGAAGGGUUUUGGAUCUGGCUCUAGGAGAUGGGUUCUACACAUCGAGGGUGGAGGUUGGUGCAAUUCAGUAGCUUCUUGUUCUUUUCGUAAGGGGACUCCACUAGGAUCUUCAAACUUCAUGGAACACCAAGUUCAAUUUUCUGGGAUUUUAAGCAGUGAUCCAUCUCAUAAUCCAGAUUUCUAUAACUGGAACAAGGUCAAGAUACGGUAUUGUGAUGGUGCAUCUUUUGCUGGGCACCCUGAAAGUGAACAAAAGAAUGAUACUAAACUUUUCUUCAGAGGUCAACUCAUAUGGGAAGCAAUGAUGGAUGAACUCCUGUCAAUUGGAUUAUCUAAUGCUCAACAGGCACUUCUUUCUGGAUGCUCAGCUGGAGGAUUGGCAACACUCAUCCACUGUGAUGACUUCAGAGGAGUUUUGCCAAAUGAUGCUAAAGUCAAGUGUUUAUCUGAUGCAGGUUUCUUUCUUAAUGAGAAAGAUGUUGCUGGUAAUGCCACCAUUCAGUCAUUUUACCAUGAUGUUGUCAAUCUUCAGGGUGUAGCAGGAAGCUUGAAAAAAGACUGUGUUGCCAAAAUGGAACCAUCCAAGUGUUUCUUUCCUGAACAAAUAGUAAAAAGGACAAAUACACCAGUUUUUCUUGUCAACCCAACUUAUGACUUUUGGCAGAUAAAACACAUUUUGGUACCUGGGCCAUUAGAUCCUAAUGACAGUUGGUACAAAUGCCAACUCAGCAUUCAAAAUUGUGGUCCCCAACAGAUUCAAGUACUACAAGGCUUUAGAAAUUCAUUCCUGAAGGCAUUGUUGGAAUUUGAGCAAAUGAAGGGUGGAGGAAUGUUUAUAAAUUCUUGUUAUAUUCACUGCCAAACAUGGAUGUCUGAGACAUGGCAUUCUCCAAAUUCUCCCAGAAUAAAUAAUAAGACUAUUGCAGAAUCAGUUGGUGAUUGGUUUUUUGAGAGAAAAGUAACAAAAUACAUUGAUUGUCCUUAUCCUUGCAAUCCUACUUGCUACAACAUGGAUUUCACUGGAAAACGAUUACAUUGAAGAUGUGAAUGGCAUUCAAGUGUUGUAUCUACACAAAUGCUGCCAAAAAAAAAGGGAAUCAUCAAUUGGAUUUUAUGUAAUUGGGAUUGGUUUGUUGUUUUAGGAUAUGUAAUUUUUUAGGAUCUUGUUUUUUUCGUUAAUUUUGAUUAAGAUUAUUUGAAGUUGUAAUAAUAAGUUUUCUAGUGUUUGAUAAACCUGAUUAUGAUUUUAUUUUUGAUUUUUUACUGCCAAAAUAAUUAUAUUUUGAGAAGUAUAAUGUAGGAAAGUGUUGCU